Geodia barretti is the source of this 1617-nucleotide messenger RNA. The record is from the annotation of a GenBank genome assembly. Lineage: Eukaryota; Metazoa; Porifera; Demospongiae; Tetractinellida; Geodiidae.
CUGAAAGGUUCGGAAAUCAUCUGCGAGAGCUUGCUGCGGGAGGGAGUCGAUGCGCUUUUCGGCCACCCGGGCGGGGCGAUACUGCCGUUCUACGACGCGCUAUGGUCCUACCCGCAGCUGCGCCAUGUGCUGGUCCGGCAUGAGCAAUCGGCCGCGCACGCGGCGGACGGCUAUGCCAGGAUGACGGGCAAGCCGGGCGUGUGCGUGGCCACGUCAGGUCCGGGGGCGACCAACCUGAUCACCGGGAUCAUGGGAGCCAAGGCGGACAGCGUGCCGUUGGUGGCCAUCACGGGCCAGGUGGCGCGGGCCGCGUUGGGGACCGAGGCAUUCCAGGAGUGCGACAUCUGCAGCAUCGCCGCGGUAUGCACGAAGCGCACGUACCUCGUAAUGUCGGCCGGGGACCUGGCCCGGACGAUACGGGACGCUUUUCGCGUGGCCCAGGAAGGGCGGCCGGGGCCGGUGCUGAUCGACGUGCCGCGGGAUGUCCAGUUGGAAGAGGCCGAGUUCGAAUACCCGGACCCGCCGCCGGCCACGGAGUUGCCGUUAUCGGACGAAACGAUGGAAAACGUCCGCAAGGCAGCUGAGCUCAUGAACCAGGCGGAACGACCGGUGAUAAUUGCGGGGCACGGGAUCAUAAACUCCAGGGCGUUCGACGAGUUGCUGGCGCUGGUGGAAGGGUCGGGCAUUCCGGUGAUCAACACCCUGCUGGGGUUGAGUGGUUUCCCGCGGAACCAUCCGCAGAGCCUGGGGAUGCUGGGAAUGCACGGGAUGUACUGGUGCAACAUGGUGGUUGACCAGGCGGACGUUGUCAUCGGACUGGGGAUGAGGUUCGACGACCGGGUGACGGGUAGAGUGUCGGGGUUUGCCCCGCACGCCCGGAUCGUGCACCUGGACAUCGAAGCCAGCCAGGUGGGGAGGAUAGUGCCGGCGGAAGUGCCGCUGGUCGGGGACGCGAGGCCCAUAUUGAAAGCGCUGGCCCCGCUGGUGCAAAAGAGCGACGCGCUGUUGCCCCAGCAGGUUCUCACCGAGAUGAACGCGAUGGUGCAGGCGGACGACGACGCGGUGGUGGUCACCGGAGUGGGGCAGCACCAGAUGUGGGCAGCGCAGUACCUGUUCCUGAACCAGCCGAACUCCUUCGUGACCUCCGGGGGAUUGGGAGCGAUGGGGUUCGAGUUGCCGGCGGCGUUGGGCGCGCAGUUGGGCCGGCCGGGGGCGACGGUGUGGUCGGUGGCGGGAGACGGCGGAUUCCAGAUGACGCUCCAGGAACUGAUCACGGCGGUGGAGGAAAAGCUCCCCAUCAAGAUCGCGCUGUUCAACAACGGGUACCUGGGCAUGGUGCGCCAAUGGCAGGAGAUGUUCUUCGACGGCCACUUGAAAGAGGUGCCGAUGCCAGGGCCGGACUACGUCAAACUGGCCAAUGCGUACGGCAUCCCGGCGCUUCGCGUGGAGCACCAGGAGGACGUGGCGGCGGCGUUGCAGGAGGCCAAGGCAUACGACGGGCCGUUCCUGAUCGAGUUUGUGGUUGAGCGGGACACCAAUGUGUUCCCCAUGGUGCCACCCGGUGGAUCGCUCGCCGACACGAUGGAGGACCCCAGGACCAUGGCGGCGGCGCGGUGA